This is a messenger RNA of Tyto alba (common barn owl), 2008 nucleotides long. RefSeq names its product EMI domain containing 1 (gene EMID1). Lineage: Eukaryota; Metazoa; Chordata; Aves; Strigiformes; Tytonidae. Gene Ontology annotation, molecular function: protein binding. The coding region runs from base 68 to 1495 and encodes 475 amino acids. The transcript has 15 exons. The record is from RefSeq and is a predicted model, not a curated record.
CCCCUCCCGCCGCCCCGCUCGGUGCCGGUGCCGGUGCCCGGUCUCACGCCGAGCCCAGCGGAGCGGCAUGGCGGGCGGGGGGCCCUGCCGCCGCUGCCUGCCCCUGCCUGUACCCCUGCCUGUACCCCUGCCUGUACCCCUGCCUGUACCCCUGCCUGUACCCCUGCGGCUCUGCCUCUGCCUCUGCUGCCUGCUGCUGCCGCCCGCCGCCGGCUCCUGGAGCCCGGCCGUGCUGCAGCCGGCCGCCCGCAGCAACUGGUGCUCCUACACGGUGACACGGACGGUGUCGUGCCACGUCCAGAACGGCACUUUCCUCCAACGGGUCUUCCAGGGCUGCCGCUGGCCCCUGGCCUGCAGCGGGGGCAGCAGCUACCGCGCCGUCGUCCGGCCCAUCUACAGGGUGACCUACAAGACGCUCACGGCGCUGGAGUGGAGGUGCUGCCCCGGGCACGCCGGCGCCAACUGCGAGGAAGCAGAGGCUCACACCUUCCUCGCCCUGCGGGACACCGGGCGCCCCAGCACUGCCCCACGCCGGCCCCCCCUGCGCCCCACAGCUUUCUCAGGGUGCCUGAACUGCAGCCGUGUCGGGGAGCUGACAGCCCGGCUCGCCACGCUCGAGGCGCAGGUGGCCCGGCUGUCGGUGGCUGAACCCCCCACCCCUCCGACACCCAAAGGCAGCCCCUCGGGCAGGGGGACGGAAACUGGGCAGCUCUGGGGGUCCCCAGCCGCCCGUGGGAGCCCUGGGGAUGAUGGGAGACCAGGCUCGCGGGGGCCCCCCGGCCCCAAGGGAGACGCGGGAGGACGGGGACCAUCAGGCAUUCCCGGGGUGAAGGGUCCAACGGGGCCACCAGGUCCCCCCGGCCCCCCAGGACCACCCGGUCGGGAUGGAGCCAGGGGACUCCCCGGAGAGAAGGGGUUACCCGGGCCCCCCGGGCCCCCAGGCCCCCCUGCCCCCGUGGGGCCAGUGAUACCCCGCAUAGCUGAGCCCAGGGACCCGCUCCUCUCCAACACCUUCACCGAAGCCGCCGGGGGUAUCGUGGGUCCCGUCGGACCCCCCGGGCCUGUGGGGCCGAUGGGUCCCCCCGGCCCUCCGGGUCCCAUCGGGCCACCCGGCCCCCCAGGACCCGAUGGUAGAGCUGGGGCACCCGGAGCUGCUGGCCCCCCCGGGGAGAAGGGAGACAGGGGUCCCCAGGGCCACCCAGGCAGCCGCGGGCAGGACGGGGCACAGGGCGAGCCGGGCCCCAGGGGCGAGCCGGGCGAGAAGGGCACUUGGGCCAGUAGCUUCCAAACCCUCCUGCGGCAGCAGGCCCGGCUGGAGGUCCUGGCUAGAAGGGUCACCUUGCUGGAAGCCAUCAUCUGGCCAGAACCAGAGCCCGGCUCGGGCAGUGGCCCCCCCGGCACCGCAGUGCCCGGGCCCCCCCGCGGCAAGCGCGGCAGCGGCCAGCUCCCCUACCGCAUCGUAGCCCCCCACCGGCAGCCCCCUGGCAAGCAGUAAUGGAGCCUAAGGAAGCGGGGGGGGGGGGGGGGGAAUGUCACCCCCUGUCACCCCCCCACCCUGCACCCACCGCCGUGUCAGUCUGGGCAGGAGCAUUGCCCCAGGGUGGGGGGGUGGGGGCAGGAUGGGGGUCACCCCCCCCAUAUCCCCCGGCCCUGCAGGGCUCUUGGUGCUAGCCGGUGACACGGCACCGGCCCCCCCUCGACGCUUUGUCCCCCAUUACUGCCGCUUGAACCCCCACCCGGGGAGGGGGGAGGGAGGAAAAGGGGUCCCAGGGCCCCCCCGCCCCAUUUCUGACCCCCCCCACCCCCCACCCCAAUGUGCAGCUCUGGGGGUGCUUAAUACCUUCCCCAGCCUGACCCCCCGUGGCCACGCCCCGCGCCAGGGAAGCGGCUGUGGGAGGGGGUCAGCAGUGGGGACCCCCCCCCCACGGGUGGGGACCCCCACUACACCGCCCGCUUCGUCCCGCUGCUUUUGGGACCCUUGAGGUCAUUAAACACCUCCUGAACCCGU